UGCAGCAUGAAAUAAGACGAGACAUGGUGGACAUGGAAGAAGAUAAUGAGCUGGGUCUGCUGCUGGGUGAGAUGACCACGACAGCAGCGGAGGAAUGGUUCAUGAUGAUAGACACCGAUGAGGAUGGGUACAUUGGGUUCAGAGAGAUGGAGGAGUAUUGUGUGGGGAAACUAGCCUUCACUAAGGAGCAGGUAGCGGACGUGUUUGCGAAUUUAGACAAGUCUGACCUGGGUAAGAUUAGUAAACACAACUUUAUGGAGGGACUACAAGAGUUCGCAGCUAGCAACGGGGUCACUGACUUCUCCGAGUUAGCGGACAGUUUUGAUCUCCAUAACUACGAUGAGACUCCUACUGUUCUUACCCCGGACUACGAGGGACCCCUGGACCCCUCCAAGCUAGACGAGAUAGUGUACGAGGAGAAUAGCUCUACAGCAGCAAGGAAACUUACCUCCUUCCCUUCCCUUGAUUUCGAUACUUGGACUGAUAUGUUACGGCGACUGGGUGCACUUGAAACUUUCGAACAUAAUGAGGGUCUCAGAGAGAUGUACUACACAGCCCGAGAUAAGUGUCCCCACGUGCUGCCUAAACUAGAGGACUUCAUACGAAGUAUCAUUGCAGAACGUAACAAUCAGAAUCAGAUGAAGGCUAGCAUGGAGGACGUUCUUAACAGGAGGCAGCAAGCGUAUGAUACACAUUUGGAGACUCUAGAGUCUGAGAUGAAACUAGACGCCAACUCCCGCAAAUACUCAACUCAAAUGAACCAAAUACGUCUAGAUCUGUCAGAGUUAGAAAAGGUGCAGGAGUUAGAGAUGAUAAAGUCUAAGUGGAUGGAAUCAGAGAUGAAGUGCAAAAAGCACGAGUCUAGAAUACAGGAACUGAUAUACGGUGACAACGACGCACGCUCAACCAUCUCUCAACUCAAAACUGAAAACCUAGAGCUGCAACAUUUGAUAGCUAACAGUCAGAACUCCCUUCUCGAGAACAAGGAGCGUAUUUCGAUACUCAAAAACAAGAUGCAAGAGCAAGCUCACUUGUUGCUGUGUGAGACAGGUCAGAAACAAGCGCUGCAGCAGGAUAAUGAAUCGCUCAGGAGACAGUUUGAGGGGCUCGCGAAGAUGAAGGAUGAUUUACAGGACGAGAAGGACUCCCUGGAGAUGAAAUACCAAACCCUCCUCAACAGCUCUACUAAACCUAAGACGAUAGAAACCAGCACUCCUAGAGCCAAUAAGAAGAGACAUAGACGCAGGGGUGCAGGGUCAGGCUCACUGAACCAGUCCGGGUACACUUCCUCAGAGGAGGAAGUAGGAGGAGGAGGAGGGGGCCCUGUUAACGGCUCCUCUCGCACUGACUCCGCUCUACCUGAAUCAGAGCCUUCCUUCUCCAGAGAGAAUAGUUACGACAGUUACGAAGCUGGGGAAUCUCCGGUAAAACACUAUUCAGUAGACGGAGAUGGGGUUAUCUGGAAGAGACCUCUUCAAUCUUCUAUAAAUCACGCGCAUCCUCUCAUGGCUUCCACUAUGAGAUAUAGUCCCAGUGUUACCAGUGAUGAUUGUGGACAAGAUAGCGGAUACCAUAUUCCUACUUCAGAUUGCUCUACCAAACCUUACUCAGUGUGUUCGGUAACCUCACUAGAAGGGAGACAACCUGAGCGUGUGUUUAAAGUAGUGUUGCUAGGCGACAGUGCGGUUGGUAAAUCCUCUUUUAUCAUGAGACUGUGUCACAACAGGUUUCAAGCUGCUUUUCAACCUACCAUCGGAGUAGAUUUUCAGGUAAAGACGAUGUUGAUACAAAACACAGUAGUGUCUCAGCUCUGGGAUACCGCUGGACAAGAGAGAUUCAGGGCAAUCACUAAGUCUUAUCUACGUAGAGUAGAUGGAGUACUUCUUAUGUAUGAUGUUACCAGGGAAUCAAGCUUCAGGAACAUCCGUGAUUGGAUUCAGAGUAUUGAGGAAGAAGACGAGGCGCCGACUAUCAUGUUACUUGGCAACAAAGCAGAUCUCAUAGCAACUGGAGAUCAACCCCGGGCUGUUAAAACUGUUGACGGGGAAUCUUUAGCCAGGGAGUAUAACGCAAUGUUUUGCGAAGUCAGCGCUAAGAAAGGAACCAACGUUCAGGACUGUUGUGAGGACCUUACAAGAUCUCUGAUGAAACGGGAGAAUCAGAAAAUAGCCCAAACGAACAUCAAUAUUGUGCCAGCUUCUAAGGACAGAUCGGUACUAUCAGAUAAAUCCUGUACAAUCUGCUCCUGACGAAUAAUAAGUACUUUCUUUUAGUUUGUGUAUAUUUGUAAGUAGAUGUGUUUACAGUUACUAGGUCAUGGAAUGGGAGGUAAUUGAAGUUGUUUUUGAAAUUUCACGAUUAUUUUGUCCUGAAAUAUAGAUAUUAUAAUUUGAUUGAGAUUUUCCACCUUUUUGCCAUCUCAAAAGUGUGGGUAUACCUAUAUCAUGACGCAGCAAUUUAACUUGAUAAUUUAAUGUUUGAAUUAAUUUGUGAUUUACGUCUUUUCUUAUGACUUAUCAAGAGUUGAUUGUUCUUAUCUGACUUAAAUACAAUUUAAC
Messenger RNA from Bolinopsis microptera, 2558 nucleotides. RefSeq names its product ras and EF-hand domain-containing protein homolog. The record is from RefSeq and is a predicted model, not a curated record. Gene Ontology annotation, molecular function: GTP binding; calcium ion binding; GTPase activity. Lineage: Eukaryota; Metazoa; Ctenophora; Tentaculata; Lobata; Bolinopsidae. Gene Ontology annotation, biological process: vesicle-mediated transport.